UGACAAUGGUGAUCUUUGAACACUGUCAUCAUCACUGUGCUCUGGACUCUGUGUGUGUCUGAGCCACAUGAAGUCCAGCAGCUUGAAAGUUUCCAAACUGCAAAACUCGGUGAGACUGUGGUGAUCAAAUGUUCAACCAGAAAUAUUUGGAGACGUAGAGUGUGGUACAAACUGGACACCAACAGGAGUCUACAACUGCUCGCAUCAACAGUAAAUUUCCCUGAGACAAAAGCUGUAAAUCAUUAUUUAGUUCAAAGUUCUUCUGAUGAAACCACUUUGACCAUAAUGAACAUGACAGCAGAGGAUGUCGGCACGUACUACUGUGGAAUAGUUCGCUCAUUUAAUACUCUUUUUGGAUCAGGCACUGUUCUGAAGUUUGAAGGAGAGUCAAAGCUCAUGCAGUCUGUGCUCCAGAGUCCAGACUAUAUCAGAGUGCAGCCAGGAGACUCUGUGACUCUCAGCUGUUCAUUUAACACCAGCCUCUGCUCUAAAGAUCACAUCAGUGUCACCUGGAUUAAAGAUUCUGCUUCUGAAACGAUUUCCUGGAACAAUAUCAAUGAGGUUGUGUGUGACAUACACUCAAACACUGAAGAAACUUCAUGUGUUCAUAACUUGACCUUGGCCAACAUCACAUCUACAGCAGAUGGAAUCUACCUGUGUGUGGUGACUGUCUGUGGACACAUGCAGACGGGGACAGGGACCAGGAUGCUUGUGCACGGUGGUGACGUGUCUGAUCUGUCCAAGUUUAGCCCGACUGUCAUCGUCUUGACUGUGCUGAACGUUGUUUUCUGUGUGACUGUGGUCGUCCUGGUGUGGCUGGUUUACAGAUACAGGAAGAAUCAACAUACAGAAGGAUCUUGCUGUCAUGGCUCCACUCAUGAUGAACAGACUGAAGAGGAGAUUACUUAUGCAAGAGUGAAUGUGGUGCCCUUGAGCGCCUCCUGCAGGUCAGCCUCAGUCACGCCCCGACAGGACCCGGUGGUUUAUUCUGAAGUGAAGAAUCGACAGGACCAGCUGCCAAAAUCUUAUUAA
Boleophthalmus pectinirostris (great blue-spotted mudskipper) is the source of this 1032-nucleotide messenger RNA. RefSeq lists its product as uncharacterized. The record is from RefSeq and is a predicted model, not a curated record. Gene Ontology annotation, cellular component: external side of plasma membrane; B cell receptor complex. The coding region runs from base 286 to 1032 and encodes 248 amino acids. Lineage: Eukaryota; Metazoa; Chordata; Actinopteri; Gobiiformes; Gobiidae. The transcript is spliced from 5 exons. Gene Ontology annotation, biological process: B cell differentiation; B cell receptor signaling pathway.